Messenger RNA from Myzus persicae (green peach aphid), 1157 nucleotides. RefSeq names its product protein TFG-like. The transcript has 7 exons. Gene Ontology annotation, biological process: COPII vesicle coat assembly; endoplasmic reticulum to Golgi vesicle-mediated transport. Lineage: Eukaryota; Metazoa; Arthropoda; Insecta; Hemiptera; Aphididae. Gene Ontology annotation, molecular function: identical protein binding. The coding region runs from base 139 to 1095 and encodes 318 amino acids. The record is from RefSeq and is a predicted model, not a curated record. Gene Ontology annotation, cellular component: endoplasmic reticulum exit site.
GCGUCGUUGCGACCUGCUACUUGCUACUAUUAGGAAAUCGGUUCUGGUGUGUUCUGUAUAUUUUAGCCAUUGACAUCAACAUUCAAGUUUUUCUUCCGAUUUUCGUGCUCUGUGACGUAAAUAUAGUAGUUUCCAAUCAUGGAAUCAGACAAGUCGACUUUUCAACCCAUAGAUUUAGUGGGCAAAGUUAUAAUUAAAGUUCAAUUAGGUGAUGACAUAAGAAAAGUAUUAAUUCACAAUGAGUCUAUAACAUACGAUGAAUUAUUAUUAAUGAUGCAACGAAUAUUUAAUGGAAAAUUAACAGCUAAUGACGAUCUCACCAUCAAAUACAAAGACGAAGAUGGAGAUUUGGUCACUGUAUUUGAUAGUCAAGACUUAUCAUUUGCUUUACAAACAAGUAGGGUAUUAAAAUUGCAAGUAUUUAUGAAUAAUUUAAGCUAUCAAGAACGACUGAAGUCUAAACUAAAUCCUGACGAACUUAAAAAACAAUUGCGAGAAAUAAGAGAUGCUGUGACAUGGUUAUUAGAUACAAUUGAAGUUCCUAAUGAAGGAAACAAUAAUAAUGUGUCAAAUUCUAUACAACAAGAACCAGUGAAUGUUGCAUCACCAGAAAUACCAACAGAUAAUGGAGUUACUAAGGAAUUUGAUCCAUUACGUAAUUCUAAAGAAGAACGCUCAAAAACUCCUCAAACUUCACAGCAGGUUAAAUCUGAAGUAUCUCAGGAUAAUUUAGCUAUGUCUCAACCUCAAAGACAAACUCCACCAGUUCAGCAGUCUCAAAUUCCUCAAACUAUGUAUAAUGGACAAUCUCAAGGCAAUAUGAAUCAACACAAUCCUUACUCUGGAGGGCAAAUCCCACCACCAGGGCCUCAGACUAAAUGGGUGAAUCCUUAUCAGCAACCAGGUAUGCGUGCGUCCUAUCCAACAGCUCAAUACUCUUAUCUUUACUCAGCACAAAUACCAGCAUCUGGUUAUUCCCAAAUAACAGCUCAAAUGAAGCCACCUACUGGAAAUCAGCCUGUUCAUUCAUUGUAUUAUCCGACUAAUACAACCCCUAAUCCACAAUAUUCUGCUUCUCAGUAUCCAGGACAAUAAUGAUGAAAGUUACUAUGAUACAACCGCCAACUGAAUGGACUGAUUUACCCAUUUAAAAUAUA